Kluyveromyces lactis is the source of this 2508-nucleotide messenger RNA. Its product is annotated as PSP1 family protein. Lineage: Eukaryota; Fungi; Ascomycota; Saccharomycetes; Saccharomycetales; Saccharomycetaceae. The record is from RefSeq and is a predicted model, not a curated record. The transcript has a single exon. Bases 1 to 2508 code for a protein of 835 amino acids. Gene Ontology annotation, cellular component: cytoplasm.
AUGAUGAAUGAAUUGCCGCAGGUUAGCAGUACUACUUCGUUGUCAGACAAUCCUCAGUUGAGGCAGUAUUAUGAUAAGUUUUUGUUUAAGAACAGCAGUGGCAAGUCGCUAUCGGACUUGCCAGCAAAAGCAAGGGAACAGGCUAGGAGUAAUCUCAAUCCGGAGGAAGGGUUUAGUUCUGGGACUUGGACAGGCACUGGUGCUAGUCUAGAUAAUUCGGUUGGGCAAGGUCGUGGUCAAAGUCAAGGGCAAGGACAAGGGCAAGGGCAAGGGCAAGGGCAGGGCCAAAAUCAAAGUCAACGCCAAAGUCAAGGUCAAGGUCAUGCUACCGGCACUGGACCUGGUAACGUUGAUUUUAUUAGUGGUUUCAGGAAUCCCAUGUACCAAAUGGAUGCUUCUCCUAUCUCGAGUUCAGGAUCACAUAAUCGCGCCAGUAUGUCAUUUUCGGAUGCUAUGGGUGGUCCUCAGGCAGCUGCGGCUGUUGGUGGGCCAAUGGGUGGUUCCAUUCCAGAACCAGUUCCAGGCUCCUCUUCCAUGUUCCAGUUUAGUUAUAGCGGUCCCGGUUCAAUUAAUGCACAGAACCAGCCGUUUGGUAUGGUUCCACUUAGUGCGUCGGGCCAUGCACAGGAUUAUUCAGUAAUUACCGGUGGUCCUCAGCAACAACAACAUAUGAUGCCCCCUCAUUUGCAAGCGCAAGUACCGUAUGGUCCAGGCCCUGGUGUUCCUGGAAACAUGGCAUCAGCUUCUAUACAACAGGGUCAAGUCCAAGGCGGAGGUUCCAGAGGUGCCCCUCAUUCUAGAAAUAACUCAGUCGUAUCGGCAAGCUCAGUGUCUCCCUCGAGCUACUAUGCGGCUUUGAAUCAAACAGUCUCACCAAGUGACCAGCUGUCGCCAUUGAACAGUGCUGGAAGUAGCAGUUAUGGUGCCGGCGCCAUGACUCCUUCUAAUUUAACCUUUGGCCAGGACUCAAACAAUUUCAUUGGUGAUAUCCAUUCUAGUGGUAGGAGAUCAUCUUACGUGUCUGAUGCUUUAAUUCAUGGACAUUCCUUGAACAAUCCGAAUUCUAACUUUACCAUUGGUGGCGGUUCGGGUAAUACUGGAGGGAAUAGUAAUCAACAAAGGUUCUUUACCCAAAGACAAUCCCUCUCAGGUAGUGUCAGCGGUGGAGGAAACGGUUAUCAAUCUCCAAGAAACUUCCACCAAAUGAAGCAUAACAGUGUUAGUAGCGGUAGCAGUGGACCAAUCACUACAAACAUGGGGUCUGUACCUGGCCACCAACAACCUCCUUUGGCUCUGUUAUCUCAAAGUGGGAAUACUAACCCACAAACAGUUUCUGCUGGUUUGCCUCAGCAAGGUACUUUCCCAUUAGACAAUGGAUUAUUGUUACAGGAUGGCCAAAUCGUUUCUUCCGAAAGUCUAUCGCAAUUAUACAAGGAAUGUGGAGAGAACUUUUUCGCUAGUAAAUCCUGUACUGAAUUUGUUGAUGCGGUCAAGGCACUAAUAGUUGGUACUUCUGAAAAUAAAACUAGAAGUGAAAAAGUGCAGAAGUUCUUGGGAUUCCUAAAGAGCUGCAACUUAAAUUAUAACCCUCAGUCGGACGCCUUUGUUUCCACUGGUAAGCACAGAAGAUCUUCAACGAGUAGCUACUUACAUUAUAGACCGUUGGUUUUGGUGGCAUUGAAGAACGGUAAACUAGAAUUAUUGUCUUUGCCUCAGGGUACCAAUUUAAAGCUCGCUCGUGAUGAUUUGAUUAUAAUUGACGGCGACCGUGGUAAGGAUUUAGCGGUUUGUAUUGCACCAGUUGUUCAGUUAGAGCUAGCUCUAUUCAUCAACUUUUUGAAGAAGAAGAUCCAUUUCGACUCGUUGAUCACUUCGAGGAACCAGCAUUAUCCAGCAGAUAAAUUUAUUGACGCCUUGAUGAAUAAUGCAAAUGGAUCUCAGGAUGAUUUGAAUCCAAAACUAUACGACGUCAUUGAAUUGACUCAAUUAAUAAUUCCUAGCAAACAGAUUUUACGGUUUGCUACGCCAUGGGAAUGUUUUACCAACCUUCAUAGCAAGUUCCAAGAUGAACUAAAGGCUCUCCAUAUCGCACAGUUGAAAUUAAAGACUUUGAAUAGCAAUAAUGCAGUUAAUGGUAAACCUAGUUUGAACAUCAAAAUUUUGAACUCUGAAUUUCAGUUUGAUAGAAAGAAGCUUACUUUCUAUUACAUUUGUCAAGAACGUAAUGAUUUCCGUGAAUUGAUCAAAGAGUUGUUCAAGUUUUAUAAAACAAGAAUAUGGCUAUGUGCAAUUCCAAAUAAUCUCGAAAUUGAUAGCAAGUACUAUGAUAACGAAAGGAAAGAGUGGGCCAUGUAUGAGGAUAUGAUGAAACAUUUCCAACAAGAAGAACUAAGCGAUAACAACCUUCCUCCUCAAACAGGUUUCAUUGUAGCACCUUCUUUGAAAAACAUCCAAUUGGACAAUUUCCAAAUUGGAGUGUACAAAGAACUAGUUAACUCCAUGUUCUGA